AUGCGUGUCACCGACUUCCGGUCGGUUGGUAAGGACGGACAUCCGUGGAGAUUGACAGCUCGGGGCGGGAUAGUUUAGCGGUGAAGACGGCGGGUGAGCAAAGCGACAACGUGAAGCUUGCAGAAGAUGUUUACUAAGAGAAUUAGUGACAACUGAGCUGCCAAGAUGUGUGCUGCCUGUCCACCCCAAUCUCCUGCAGUGGCCAAGACAGAAAUCAUGUUGGAUGGAGACUCGCCAUUGCUGGCUGCUACUUUUGCUUACUGGGACAAUAUUCUUGGUCCGAGAGUCAGACACAUUUGGGCGCCGAAAUGUGAGCAGUUGCUGCUGAGUGAUGGGGAAAUAACAUUUUUGGCCAACCACACUUUAAAUGGAGAGAUCCUGCGGAGUGCCAAAAGUGGUGCUAUCGAUGUGAAAUUUUUUGUACUCUCAGAGAAGGGAGUAAUCAUAAUCUCAUUGAUAUUUGAUGGUAACAUGAAUGGGGACCGCAGUACUUAUGCUCUGUCAGUGAUACUGCCUCAAACUGAACUGGGUUUCUACCUACCUCUGCACAGAUUAUGUGUAGAUCGACUAACACACAUCAUUAGAAAAGGACGCAUAUGGAUGUACAAGGGCCAGAGCAUUAUUUCUUUUUUAACUACAGAAAUCACACCCAUCAUGGAAUUAUUUUCAUCUAUGAAAACACACGGAGUCCCACAAGAAGUUCAAAUUAAGGAUACUGUUUUGAAUGAUGAUGACAUUGGUGACAGUUGCCACGAAGAUUUUCUGCAUAAGGCGAUUAGUUCCCAUCUGCAGACAUGUGGAUGUUCUGUGGUUGUCGGAAGCAAUCCAUUAAAAGUAAACAAGGAUUCUACUGGUAGUUUUGUGCUGCCUUAUCGUCAGAUUAUGUAUGCUCCAUACCCAACCACGCACAUUGAUGUUGAUGUUAACACAGUGAUGCAGAUGGCCCCAUGCCAUGAACAUAUAUAUAACCAGCAGAAUUAUAUGAGUAUGGAACUUGUCACACUUCAGAAGACUGCAUCAGAAGAUGUCGAAAUUCCUGAUACCUUAAUUCAUAUGGAUGAAGGUUUUACCCCUAAUCUGAAUAUUUUCCAGGAUGUGAUGAAUCGAGACACGUUAGUCAAGUCGUUUUUAGAUCAGAUAUUUCAGCUCAAGUCUGGUUUGUCCCUCAGGAACGUUUUCUUGGCACAAUUUCUUCUUGUACUUCACAGAAAAGCCCAGACAGUGAUAAAAUACAUAGAAGAUGAAACCCAGAGGGGUAAGAAGCCUUUCAAAUCCUUACGCAACCUGAAAGUUGACCUUGACCUUACAGUGGAAGGUGACUUGAGUAUUAUAAUGGCCAUGGCUGAGAAAUUGAAACCAGGCCUCCAUUCAUUUAUCUUCGGGAAAUCUUUCCAUACAAGCGUACAAGAACGCGAUGUACUAAUGUCACUUUAGAGAGAAAUUAUGUACAGAAAAAUUAUCUAAAUUGUAUUUUACAUUAAUGUGAAUAAUUUAUUUCUUGGAAAUGUUUAUUUGUUACUUGUUAAAAUCAAUGUCCUAUAACCAUAAAGGAUACAGAAGUUAUACUCCAUGCAAUGAUGUUUAAACAAGUUAGGAAAUAAAUGUAUUUGUUGCCUCAAGUUCACAGCAUUUAAUUUUGCUGGUAUAUUUGUUCACAGUCUAUUUUCACUCAAAACAUUGUUUCUGUAUUUGCUUAGCAUUUCUAAAUGAAUCUUACCUAUUACAUACUUUAAGAAUUUUUAUUGCAAAUUACUUAGUUACAAUAAUUCCAUCAAUACUCAAUUAUUAACGAUGUUUGCUUCAAUCAUAACAUACAAGACAUGCCACCACAUCCACAUCUAUGUAGCUUAGUGUUUUCUUUGCCAUGUAAUGAAUCUCAAAUUACUUGAGCCUGGUUUGCCAUUGAAUUGGAUUGUGCGAGACCUAUAUCUACUUUUACUUGAGGAUUCAGGAAUUACAACUAAGCCAAAUUUGCUCCAUUUCCCUCCUCUGCCCUGAACAAGGAGGCUCCAAACGUCCUUCAACAUUUCUAUUUAAAUUAAACUCACAAGUCAUCACUCUCACAAUAACACUGCUGUCCAACUAUUUUCAAAUAUGUUGCUACACGAAAAUAAUAUAUAUAUAUAUAAAUGCAAAUUGUUGUUAUAAUUGGGUUUUGUGGAUAUUGGUACUUAUUGUUUGCAUCUAAGAAAGCCAGCACAAAAAUCUGGUCAUCUCUAAAUCUUUUUUUAAGCAUGUUACAAGUCAGCUCAAAGGGAUCCCUAGUGAGAGUAGCUAUGAUGUAUUUCAGCUGGCUGGAUAUCAAAUUAUAAACAAUUUGGAGGUAGCAAAUAUAAAGAAAGAAAGCACAAUAUUUAGCUAAUGUUCAAAGCAUUUUCUUGGGCAUUGAGGUCAUUAAGGAACGAUAACUUCAGCAUUUAAUCUUUUAACUUUAUUAGUGUUCUAUGUGUGAGAGGCACAUUUUUAAGAUAACAUUUUGACACGAAUCCCUUAUGAUAAAUAGAGACUUUAUGUAUUUUUUGACAGGACUACUUCAUGAAUAUCUGAUUUUAUUUUUUACAUUUCAACUAUUUUCCCUUGAUUUCAAUGAACGAGGCAAAAGAUUCCCAAACUUGAAGAUCAGUUUCCGAGAUUGCAUAUUAUGAAAGAUUUGUUAUACAACUGCAUAAUCCAAUUUAGGAGUAUUGUUGAGAAUAAAUGUAUUUUAAAAAUAAAAUUCAAAAAUGUAAUGUUUUUACUUUAAAGAAUUUCAUUUUUGUUCUGUUAAAGGGGUUAUUCUCCACCAUUGUAUUUUUCUUCAACACAAUAUGCAAUAGAUGCUGGAACUUGGAUGACUGGGAACUAGUCAUACCUUGAAUGGAAUAUUCAUUUGAUUGCUGUUUGACUGCUUAGUGUUCCUGUGGUCCCCAAAUAAUUUAGUUGUCAGUAACAUUUGGUGAUGAUGGAAAGCCUGAGAGCUAGUCUGUGAAAAGUACACAAGGUAACGGCGCACUCCUUUUACAACACUCAAUUUUCCCUGAUAAUUCCUCCUAUAGACCAAAAAUAUGUUAAUCUCCACCUGGAAUAGAUCCACCUCACAGCUCACUGGGAUAGAGAAUUUAAAGGAAUCAAAAUUGGUUGAAAGAAGAAAUUAUCCCUCAUCUCUGUAAUAAACUGGUAACCCUGUAUACUGAAACGUACAUACCCUUAUUAAAUAUAUCCUGACUAGGGAAGCAUGCACCCUGCUAAUGUUCCCUGCCCUCCAGUCUGAUGUUUUAAUAAGAUCACCUCUUAUUCUUCUAAGACAACCAUUAAGAAAUGUCAGUGCUGGGAAGAACUGACAUCUAAGCAAAAAGAAGAGAAGAAAGAAGCUUCCAUCCCUUGCAAAUAAUAGACGAUGCAGACCCAGGUGGUCAGUCCCCAACACUCCCCUGCACCCACUGUGCUGGCCAGGAUGCAGACAUUGAAUCUCACAUCUUGGCAACGAGCAACCGCACUGUCUGUCCCAGUCCACCCAACACUAACCCUUUUUGGCAGCCUCUCCAUACCAAGGUGUGUGAUGAUUUAUUGCUGUGGGAGUUCUAGUGGUGCGCAGGCUUUUGCACCAGCUUCUGGCACAGCAGGAUGUCUUUUUAAACAGCAGAAGGGAAUCU
Molecule: messenger RNA, 3632 nt
Organism: Leucoraja erinaceus (little skate)
Lineage: Eukaryota; Metazoa; Chordata; Chondrichthyes; Rajiformes; Rajidae
Gene: c9orf72
Product: C9orf72-SMCR8 complex subunit
Exons: 9
Coding region: 166-1434 (422 amino acids)
Biological process (GO): autophagy; endocytosis
Cellular component (GO): endosome; autophagosome
Molecular function (GO): guanyl-nucleotide exchange factor activity
Source: RefSeq, a predicted model, not a curated record